AUGUCAACUUCGUCUACACCUUAUUAUAUUGAAAACUAUGAACCAGUCUCUGCUUACUUAAGUGGACCUGAAAAUUAUGAACCAGCGCCUACUUACUCCAAUAGGCCUGAAGAAUAUAAACCAAUGCCAGUCUAUUCAAAUAGACAUGAAGAAUGUGAACCAACACCUACUUGCCAGGAUAAACCCGAAGUUGGUAAAACAAGUAACCACAAAGUCGUACCUACUAG
Dentiscutata heterogama is the source of this 227-nucleotide messenger RNA. Lineage: Eukaryota; Fungi; Glomeromycota; Glomeromycetes; Diversisporales; Gigasporaceae. The record is from the annotation of a GenBank genome assembly.